UUCAUUCUCUCUAUUUUUUGUGGUAUUUCUUGGAGAAAUGUGGCAAAUGUGUUGCCUCUAGAUGUUUUGUUACGGCCCUUCCUUGGACUUUGAAACUUUAUAAAGCUCUGUAGAAGAAGUUGACGGGGAAUUUUAUGUUGUUUGGUUCUUGAAAUUGGUAACAAAAAUCGAUUUUAUCUGGGCAUUACUUUAUGGUAAUAAUCAUGGAGCGGCUGAAAUCUUCUCCUCCACUCAUGAUCGUCUCGGAUCUUGAUCAUACCAUGGUUGAUCAUCAAGACUCUGAGAACCUCUCUCUUCUGAGGUUCAAUUCAUUGUGGGAAUACGCUUAUCGCCGUGACUCUCUUCUUGUCUUCUCAACUGCAAGAUCACCGAUUCUUUACAAAGAAUUGAGAAAAGAGAAACCCUUGUUGACUCCUGAUAUCAUCAUUACAUCAAUAGGAACCGAGAUAGCAUGUGGUAACUCCAUGGUUCCUGACCAUGCUUGGGUUGAAUCCUUGAACAGCGAUAAAUGGAACCGAGAGAUAGUCUUAGAAGAAACCAGCAAGUUCCCUGAGUUAACUCUUCAGCCGAAAACUGAGCAGAGGCUACACAAGGUCAGCUUUUACAUUGAUGAAGGUAAAGGUGAGGCAGUGACCAAGGAACUUUCACAAUUGCUGGAGAAACGUGGCUUAGAUGUCAAGAUAAUUCACAGUUGGGGAAAGAAUGUGGAUGUUAUACCACGAGCUGCAGGAAAAGGAGAGGCCCUCGAGUAUCUUCUCAAGAAGCUGAAUGCUCAAGGAAUAUUCCCUGUCAAUACUCUUGCUUGCGGCGACUCUGAACACGAUGCUGAACUAUUUAGCAUUCCUGAUGUUCACGGUGUCAUGGUGAGCAAUUCCCAAGAAGAGCUAUUGAAGUGGCAUUCUGAAAAUGCUUUCGACAACUCAAAGGUUAUACAUUCAAGCGAGAGAUGUGCGGAUGGGAUUAUUCAAGCUAUUGAUCAUUUUAAGCUUGGACCAACUCUUUCUCCAAGAGAUGCUUCUGAAUUCUUGAGUCGGAAAACGGAUGUUGCGAAUCCUGGUCAAGAAGCUGUGAGAUUUUACUUGUUUUACGAGAGACUGAGGCGCGGUGAGAUCAAGAAGUAUGAGUCAUACAUAGACAGCUUCAAAGAGUCAUGUCACCAAGCUGCUGUCUUUUUACAUCCAUCAGGUGCAGAGAAAUCUCUGAGAGACACCAUUGAUGAGAUGAGGAAGUAUCAUGGAGACAAAAAAGGGAAGAAGUUUUGUGUUUGGGUAGAUCAGGUUCUGGUAAUAGACACCAUUCCUGGGAAAUGGAUAGUGAACUUUGAUAAGUGGGAGCAAUGCGGGGAUGAGCGUAAAUGCUGCACAACAACUCUCGAAUUCACUUCAAAGGGAGAAGAGUUGGUGUGGGAAAAGGUGAAGCAGAUAUGGUCGGAGGAAUCAGAGGUGAAGGAUGAUGAUAACACUUCCUGGAUUAUCUGAAAUCUUGGAGACUCUUGUGAUAAACAGUCUCCGGGAUUUGUCUUCCCUUUCCCCAUAUAGGAUUUUUUGUAAGUUUUUGAAUUUGUCUUUUCAUAAGCUUAAAGAAAAUAAUUUGAGAUUGGGCAUAGGUUUAAGGGAAAAAAAAUAAAAACUCUGAGGGCCCAACCGGGUUCGAACCGGUGACCUCUUGAUCUGCAGUCAAAUGCUCUACCACUGAGCUAUGGACCCAUUGGUGAUCUGCAUGGCUAUUUACAAAAAGUUAAC
Eutrema salsugineum is the source of this 1742-nucleotide messenger RNA. Its product is annotated as probable sucrose-phosphatase 3b. NCBI's taxonomy places the organism in Eukaryota, Viridiplantae, Streptophyta, Magnoliopsida, Brassicales, Brassicaceae. The record is from RefSeq and is a predicted model, not a curated record. Gene Ontology annotation, molecular function: magnesium ion binding; sucrose-phosphate phosphatase activity. The transcript has 8 exons. Bases 192 to 1478 code for a protein of 428 amino acids. Gene Ontology annotation, biological process: sucrose biosynthetic process.